GCCGUCAUAAACAUCAACACAACGGACAAAAAUCUCAUCGCAGUGAUUUACUCGUGUGAAUUAUUACAGUGUCUUCGCAGUCCGUAUUCGAUCCGAACUAACAACACUGACAUUUCAGUCUUAUAUGUGACUCGGUUCUGAACCUUAUACAUUUUUGUGUCAAUUUAUUUCGGCCAAAUAGCAAUGAUGCAAAGGCACGCCGUUGUUUUCACACUGAUUAUCAUGCUUGCGAGUUUUUCGCGUCUCUCGCUUGCCGCUCAGAACGAAUACACUCAGCUGUUUGGCAAAUGUGCCGAAGAAAAGAAUACCUUCGACUGUCUCAAACGGAAGGCACUUAAUAUUCUCGAUUCUGCAGUGAAGGAAGACUCAGUUUACACUUUGAAUGAUUUGAUCUCGAUAAAGAGGGAUCCAAAGUUCGUCGUGAUAUCGGAUGACUCGCGAAGCUUAGAGAACGACACGCUGGACGAUCAGCUUGAGAGGAAAUUUUACGAGUACCUUUCCUCGCGAAGCAUUCAGUUCACUAUUCCCGGAAACAUAAUCGAAGGUCGUAAGAAGAAGGACAAAUAUGGUGGUAUGCUCAUGAUGGGUGGACUGGCAAUGGCUGGUAUGAUGGCGCAGCUGGCAAUGGGCAAGAUCGCAUUUCUUGCGGGAACCGCACUUUUGACGGCAAAAAUCGCCCUUGUAAUCAGCGCCAUAAUUGGCCUGAAAAAGUUGGCCAGCGGCGGAGGCGGCGGACACGAAGUUAUCUACGCAACAGCUACGGAACACCAUGGAGGUGGGGGUGGAGGUGGUGGAUCCUAUGGCGGGGGCUGGCAACGAUCCUUUGGAGGACCCAAUCUGACCGGAAACAGCGCUGUGUACCCAGUGUACACGGGUGCGGUAAACGACGGACAUGAUUUGGCCUACAGUGGCCAAAGGUCUCAGAGUUGAAGUAACUCUAAAUCCGUGUAGUAUGUACGACGAUACAUCUUCGUUUACAUUUUUGACGAACGUACAGCAGGAAUAAUGCAUAAUGUUAGUGGAAAGCAAGGCUAUAGUUUCGAUGAAAUACGAAACGUUCUAUUGCUAAGUGAUAUACGUAGAUUAUAAGCGGUAAACUGUUACGCCUAAUUUAAUAUUUAUUAUUUUAGUAAUUUAUUUCUAUGGGUGCAGAUGUCAAGUUUUGUAUGUUCACGUCUGUUUGAGUGACCUGAAAAUCAUUCGUUUGAAAUCCUAGAUUACACUAUUCUGAAUCAAGUGGAUUCUCAUGUCCUCUGUUUUAUCAAGUCGCGCGCGGUCUUUGUUUCAUAAAGUGUUUUAAUACGUAUAAACAUAAUGGCCUUAAAUCACAUCAUUUCUCUCAUUUCGCUAAACAGUUCGUUGGGUAUAAUCAGCGUCAGUGAUGAAAGUGGUUAUUUGAUGUGGCCAAGGUUUUUUAUAGCUUUAACUAAAUUGCGCGACACUACAAAACGUACUACUUUCUUGGAUGAUCUCGUAUUCUGGAAAGCACUGUGCAGUAAUUUGUAAUAAAAUUGGUGUAUAGUACCUUUUAAUACAUUCCGAUACACUGAAAACUUAUGUAUUAUAUAAAAAUGUAAUGGUUACUGGCAGCUAUUGAACAAUAAACUCUGUGAAAU
Molecule: messenger RNA, 1616 nt
Organism: Neodiprion virginianus
Lineage: Eukaryota; Metazoa; Arthropoda; Insecta; Hymenoptera; Diprionidae
Exons: 3
Coding region: 184-930 (248 amino acids)
Source: RefSeq, a predicted model, not a curated record